AUGCCAACAACCUUGUGCAUGGAAACCAAACGAAAAUACGACAUCGGGAAACUAACAACGCCUUAUCGGGUGGAGACUCUCGGUUUGGCGCGCGAUUCAAAACGUCUCCAUAUACGCGAUCGCAAUUCGGGAUUAGUUUUCUUGAUCGACACAGGAUCAGACAUAUCGCUGCUCCCUGCCGAUCAACAAACUUUAAAAACGAAACCUAGCGAACUAGAACUAUUCGCGGCCAAUGAUUCACGAGUUCAUACGUAUGACAGCAAACGCAUUAGCCUAAACCUAGGCUUGCGGCGGGAUUUAACAUGGAAUUUCUGCGUUGCCGCGGUUCCAUACCCCAUAAUAGGAGCGGACCUGCUGGCUCACUUUAGCUUAGUACCUUACUUACACGAGUCCAAGCUCGUGGAUACCAAAACCGGCCUAAGCACCAGGGGUUUCCUCAAAGCUACUCCAAUUUUCGGAGUGAGUCUGAUAGACCGAUCAACACCGUUCGGCGCAAUUUUACGCGAUUUUCCCAAACUCACGUUAGCUUCGCAGGAAACAAACGCGACAUAUAAUGAUAAGGUUAUGCACCACAUCAUUACCACCGUUCCUCCCGUCGCUGAUAGAGCAAGACGGUUACACCCAGACAAACUUACUGCGGCAAAAGCUACAUUCAAAGACCUCGUAAAGGACGGCAUUUGCCGACCCUCGAGCAGUCCGUGGGCCUCUCCCAUCCACCUGGUGCGCAAAAAGAACCAAGAAUGA
Messenger RNA from Belonocnema kinseyi, 744 nucleotides. RefSeq lists its product as uncharacterized. The transcript has a single exon. The record is from RefSeq and is a predicted model, not a curated record. NCBI's taxonomy places the organism in Eukaryota, Metazoa, Arthropoda, Insecta, Hymenoptera, Cynipidae. Gene Ontology annotation, biological process: proteolysis. Gene Ontology annotation, molecular function: aspartic-type endopeptidase activity. Bases 1 to 744 code for a protein of 247 amino acids.